Molecule: messenger RNA, 2618 nt
Organism: Arachis duranensis
Lineage: Eukaryota; Viridiplantae; Streptophyta; Magnoliopsida; Fabales; Fabaceae
Product: protein WHAT'S THIS FACTOR 1 homolog, chloroplastic
Exons: 1
Coding region: 573-1793 (406 amino acids)
Molecular function (GO): RNA binding
Source: RefSeq, a predicted model, not a curated record
AGAAAAGAGCAUUACUAGCUUACUGCAUGUAUAACUAUUGUUGUAACCCUAGUAACAGUGCAUCUCUUGAUUCUCUCUUCCCAUGAAAAUAGAACAACAGCCGAAGCAGGCCAACAACAUCAACGUGACUCCCUCAAAGCCUUAACCUAUCUUCUGCUCCAGCAGCAACUUGACUCCCUCGCUCCCUCGUCUUUUGUUUUUACUUGCUCUAUCUCUUCUCUUCAUCACUGUCAAUGUUGUUGUCCUACCUCCUUCCUCUUGCAUUUGAUUAUCAGAUCUGUUUCUCAGUGUUUUUUUCUUCUCUGCCAUAAACGACUUUUGGGUACCAUCUUUUUCCCUUUUUUGGCCAUAAAUGACGCCGUUUGAUCAAAACCUUCCGGAUUCCGGUUCGGUCACUGAUUUCCGGAUUGUUUUACAUUUUUUUGGCGGUUUGAACAUUAGACGAUUUUGUUUAUAAACCGAAUCGGACUAGACAUCGGUUUCCGGUUAAACCGGUUCGACCGUACGGUCCGGUACGAUUUUCAGAACAUUGCCUGAUAACCGUCCAUUCAUCAUCAACCGUGAGAGCUUCAAUGGCUUCGCGCUUUUUCUUCCUCCUCCGUACCAACGCCAUCAAUAAACCUUCCAAAGCCCUAAUCCCAACCCUUCCAAACCCUAUUUUCUCCAUUUUCAGUUCGCAAUUGUCCACCUCCUUCCUCGUCACCAAAACCCCAAAGAAGCUCCGAAAGAAGCGCAAGAAAAAGGACAGUCCAAGAACCAAGCGCGUUCAGACCCAACCCAACCUCAUUCCUCACCUUGAGCGCAUUGUCGAACGCGACGCGCUCUUCAGAUUCAUCAACAAAACCAAGCAAUUCCUCUCCGCGCAACCGGAGCACGUGCUACGCCUCGACGACGCCGGGAAACUCCAUCGCGAGCUAGGGUUCCCUCGCGGCCGCAAUGUUACGCGCUUCAUACUCCGCCACCCGCUUCUCCUCCAGACCUACCGCCACACCGACGGCAAGAUGUGGUUAGGGUUCACUGAUCUCAUGGAAAACCUUCUCAUGGAGGAGCAGGCAAUCAUGGAUUCCAUGGAGCAAGACCGCGUUGCAAAGGUACGAAAAUUGCUCAUGAUGACGUCACAAAAGCGUGUUCCUUUAAGCAAAAUUCACCACUGUAGAACCGUGUUCGGCAUACCUGACGAUUUCAGGGAUCGGGUGAAGAAAUACCCGAAUUACUUUCGGGUCGUGGAUGGUGGUGGCGGAAAGAGGGUCCUUGAGUUGGUUAAUUGGGAUCCUCUGUUAGCGGUGAGUGCAAUUGAGAGGGAAUUCGUGGUUGAUGAGGAUGGUGCUAAGAGGAAGUUUAGGUUUCCGGUGAAGUAUGGUAGGGAUUUGGGUUUGGAAUUGGAGGAUACUAGGAAGCUGAACUUGUUGAACACUUUGCCUUUGGUUUCGCCUUAUUCGGAUGGGUCGAAGUUGGAUGUGUGGACCAUUGAAGCGGAGAAGUUUAGGGUUGGUGUGGUUCAUGAAUUUUUGAGCUUGACAUUGGAGAAGAAGGCAUCAAUUCACCACCUUGUGGAGUUCAAGGAAGAGUUUUGUUUGACAAAGCAUACUUACCAUAUGCUGUUGAAGCAGCCAAGGGCAUUUUAUUUGGCGGGGACUGAGAUGAACUGGGUUGUGUUCCUGAAGGAUGCUUAUGAUGAGAGUGGUAAUUUGGUUGAUAAGGAUCCACAGGUGAUGUUCAAUGAGAAGUUGUUUAAGUACGCUCAGAUGCAAGAAAUGGAAACUGGUUCUGAGGCUGAGAUAGAAAUGCAAUGAUUUACUUGAGGUUUCUGAAUGGCGAGUCCGUGUUGGGUUUAUUAUUGUAUUUGCCGGGAUUGGAAAUGAACCUGAAAAAUGAGCUUGCGGAUUUAUGAGUGAAUGUUUAUGGAACUAGUUGCAACUGGCAGGUGAUUUAACUAUAAAUUGUAAUUUUGUAUAACAGCAUCGCAUUGGAACUUCAAUAAAUAUAAAUUGGUUCGGCAAAAUGUGGGCAUAAAUGGUGGUCAAGUUCAACUCACGCUUGAGAAAGGAUCUUCCUGCUUGGAAGUUGGAAUGAUGGGUGCUCUAAGAUGAAAGCUCAAAGAUUAGAAUGAAAUGGCUUUCUGAUACUAUAGAUGAACACGAUGUUUCCUUGGAUAAUUCAUUCUGUUCUGGUGAUUGGCUUGACAUGUAUUCACUAGUUCCCAGGAUGAAAGAAGAGGUUGGGGAGAAAUUAAAGUUGAUAAUGUCUUGUCUUAGAUGGUUUGGCUUGCACACAUGAACAUUACAUAGGUGGCAACCAUUUUAGUUUGUCGACCACAUCCUCUCAUCUAACCACACUAUAAGAUUCUGUCUACUAACGUGUAAUAUAAUAUCAUGGUUUCAUUUGUUUCAAGACUUUCAUAAUUAUUGGCAUUACAAAGCUCUCCUCUGAUUGGGGAGUAAAUACUAAUUUUCAAAUAUCCUUUCUAGUUUCCAUCACCAUAUGCUUUAUCUAAAUUGUCUUUUCCAACACAGUUUUAUGUGAAUUUAGGCUAACAGUUAAAUAUCCGACAAAAUAAUUAUAACUGCUCCUGACUUUGCAUAGCUGCUUUUUGCAUCGAGUUUGAUGUUAACCUUUAA